CGUCCCAGGAGCAGCGUCGCGCCAGGACCAAUAGUGGAAAAUAGCGCUCAUUGACUCCAUACAUUAGCUGGGAGGAAGAAAACCCUACCUAUAGUGUGAAGCAGUGUUCCUGGUAAGCCCUAAUGCCGUGCUGGAGGGUGUAGGGGUGGCCGGAGGGCGGAGAGGCGGCGAGAGCGGGGAGCGGGACGGCAGCCACCACCAUCACCACCACCGCCGCCAUUAUCCUUGUCACUAAGCCGCCGCCAUGAGUGUGAUAAUCCGGCUCCAGAACCUCCCGUGGUCGGCCAACGCCCUCGACAUCCGGGAGUUCUUCAAGGGGCUCAGCAUCCCCGAGGGCGGCGUCCACAUCGUCGGCGGGGAGCUGGGCGACGCCUUCAUUGCCUUCAGCACGGACGAGGACGCGCGCCUGGCCAUGCAGAAGAGCGGCUCCAGCCUGAAGGGCAUCCAGGUGACGCUGCUGCUGUCCUCGCGCAAUGAGAUGCAGAAGGUGAUCGAGGCGGCGCGGCAGCAGGCCAUGGCGCUGCAGGGCUUCGCGCCGCCGCCCGUCAUCCCCACGCAGCCCGCCCCGGUCUCCGUCCCGCAGUCGCAGCCGCCGCCGCCCCUGCCACAACCUAGCCUGCCCGGGAUGCAGCACCAGCAGAUGGGGGCACACACCCCAUACCAGGUGCACGGCCGGCCCGGGGGCGUGGACGGCCCCGACCAGCUGCCCCCCCACCUGCCCCCCCACAUGAUGCCCCAGCCUGGCCAGCCUAUGGUGCAGCCCGGCGCCUCCAUGUCCCUGCCGCCCCCCACCACCACCGCCGCGCCGCCGCCGGGCCCGGUUAUGCCCGGCAGCUUGCCGCCGCCCUCCACCAAGCCCUCGGACACUCAGGCCUCCUCCUCCUCCUCGGACAAAAAGGACGACAAGAAGUCCUCCUCGUCCUCCUCCUCCAGGCGGGACAGCAAGAGCCGCCGCCGCAGGACAAAGUCCCGCAGCCGCACGCGCUCCCGCUCCCGAGACCGCGACCGCCGUCGCCGCCACAGGACGCGCUCGCGCUCCCGGAGCCGCGACCGGAGCAGCCGCAGCCGCCGCCGCUCCCGCAGCCGAGACCGUGACCGCGGACGCGACCGGACCAGGGACAGGGACCGCGACAAGGACCGCAGCAGCCGCUCCGGCCGUGACCGCAGUGACCGCGGCAGCCUGGACAAGAAUGACGGGCCCGCCGCCAUCAUCGACCUGUCCAAGGACAACCUGCCGCUGGGCGGCGGCGGGGACGGCAUCCCCGGCCUGGGGGAGAUCCCCAGCCUGAAGGGGCCCCUGCCCAGCAUCUUGGCCGAGCCCAUCAAGAACUCCCCCAUCCAGACCCCCUCUCACAGCCCCGCCCCCGCCUACACCACCGCCCCCUUCAUGCCCCCGCCCUUCCAAGGAAGCAAGAUGUUCGGGUUGCCCCCCGGCGGCCCUGGGCCCAUGGGGGCGGUUGACAUGCCCCUUGCCACUAAAUUCAACGAGCCCAUGGAGACAGAGACAGUGGACGACACGCCCAUCGUGCUGGAGGGCCUGGAGGCCGCGCCCGACCCCCGGGGCAUGCGGGGCAGCAUGACCGGGGGCCCCCCCAGGAUGGACAGCAAGGGCGGCCUGCUUGGAGAUGGUCCCCAGGGCCAGCCCUUCGGAGGCUUCCAGGGCCGGGGCAUGCCCCCUUUCAGGGGCAGCGACAACUUUGGCUUCGGGGGCGGCCCAGGGGGACCCCCACACCCCGACGGAGACUACAUGGACCCGCGGGGCAGCCGCUCCGACGGCAGUAGACAGCGUGACCCGCGGGACCGUGGCUUCAGGGGGGACAUGGACCCCAGGGACAGCCGGAGGAAGGAUGACGACCGUGGCAGCCGCGACGACCCCAACGGCUGGGAGGGCAGCGGCGGUGGGAGCAGCAGCAGCAGCAGCAGCAAGAGGGAGCGCAGCAGCCGCUGGGAGGCCGCGGACAAGCCCGAGGCCCUGAGUGAGCCGCCCGAGUGGUCGGGGCGGGGCCGCCGCGAGGGCUGGGGGGACAGGGAGGAGGAUAAGUGGGGCGGCCGCGGCGACAGCUGGAAGGAAGACGGCUUUGGCCGCCGCGACGACCGCGACGGCUACGACGACCCCUACGGCUACAACUACCGGGGCCGGGGCUCCCGGGGCAUGGACCGCGGCCGCAUCGGCCGGGGCGGGCGGGGCUUUAACCCUCGCUUCGGGUCCUACCCGCCCGGCUUCUCCGAGGAGAACGGCGAGGACGGCUACGCCUUCCGCGGGGGCUUCCGGGGGCGGGGUGGCUUCAGGGGUGGUCGGGGCGCGGCGCCCUUCGCGUUCAGGGACGGUGGCGGGGAGUGGGGGGAUGACACCUGCAGCGUGGAGCUCCACAACGUGCCCCUCGGGGCCUCCUACCGCGCUAUCCGGGACAUGUUCCACGGCAUCUACGUGCCCAAGACGGGCAUCAAGCUGCUCAGCGACGAGCGCGGCAACAGGCUGGACGUGGCGCUGCUGCAGUUCUCCUCGCCGCGGGACGCCCAACGCGCGCUGCGCUGCUCCGGCAGCUACAUCUUCGACAACAAGAUUGAGGUGGUGCUGACCAGCGAGGCGAACUACGAGGCGGCUGUCGACAUGAACCAGAUGAAGAUGUUCCCCCGUGGCGGCGGCGGCAGCGGGCAGCCCAUGCCCGACCCCGCCUGGCCGGACAGCAACUGCGUGUGCGUGUCCGGGGUGCCGCCAGGCUGCUCGGAGAGUGACGUGGCCCAGCUGCUGAGCCAUUACACGGUGCAGGACGUGGUGAUGGAGCCGGAGAAGGGCCGCUGCCUGGUGAGGCUGAGCACCUCCGAGGCCGCCCGCCACGCCGCCACCACCCUCACCAACAGCCCCGACAAUCCACACCUGAUGGUGGAGCUCUGCCCCCCCGAGGCCCUGGCCGCCACCAACAGGGCCAGGGAGGCUGCCAAGGGCGGCAGCGGCUCGGCGGGCAAGGACAAGAAGGGCGAGGAUAAGAAGGCGGCGGAGAACGGGGAUGAGGCGGCGCGGCACCAGCCGGUGGGCGCUGACCUGCUGACGGACUCGGUGGUGAUGAAGGGCGUGCCCAAGGAUGCCACCGAAGCCAACAUCCGGGACUUCUUCAGCGACGAGGGGCUGGUGCCGGAGCGCCUGCACUUCUGCGACGCCGACGGCGACGGCACGCGGCAGGUGUACGUCAUCUUCCCCCUCAUUGAGGACGCCCGAAAGGCCGUGGGCAAGAGCCAGCAGCAGCUGUGCAAGGUCAAAGUCAAUGUGGAGCUCAUCGCCAAGCCCCUAGUCAUGGCAUCCCUGGGCAUGCCCUUCGACCCCCUGGAGCUGAUACGCAAGGGCCAGAAGCAGGGUGACGCGCCCUUCCCUACCAAGACCGACGGCCUGGCUUCCUCCGGGGACGGCAAGGACGAGGCCGGCAAGAAGGAGGCCGCGCAGGCCGGCCAGGAGGAGGCCAAGGACCUGAUGGGCCAGGAGGACCUGGCCAGCGGCAUGCCCCUGGGCCAGGACCUGCUGCAGGGCUUUGGGGCGCCGGGGUUGAUGGGGCAGAUCCCCUACCGCGGGGCCAUCAUGACCCAGUUCCCCGGGGGACCCCGAGCCUACCGGCCCUUCAUGGCCAGAAUGCCCAUGGGCAUGGCGGGCAUGCGCGCCCCCGCCGACACCGGCUUCGCCAGGAUGCGUGGGUCGGUGCCUCUGCUGAGGGACCCCGUGGACUCCCCCACCGGCAACGGCACCGAGUCGCUGGGCAACGCCAUUCCCCCAGAGGAGUUCGGCAAGCCUGGCUGCGUGGUGUCCCUGGGCAACGUGCCCUACCGGGCCACCACCGAGGACAUCCUCAACUUCUUCAGGGACUUCCCGCAGCUUCGGCCGGAGAACAUCAUCCGCCGCUACAACGAGUUCAACCAGCCCACGGCGGACGCGCGGGUCAGCUUUAGGACGCCGCAGGAGGCCCAGCGCGCCGUACAGACCCUCAACAGGGCCUACCUCUCGGGCCGGCAGGUCUUCCUGGCCAUGCUGCAAGAGUAAGCCCGCGCCGCACCCUGAGGGUGGGAGGGCCACGCUGUGUGGCCACGCCAGCGCCGCGCAGCAAGGCCCACCCCUCGCCGGAUCGCCUCCGGCCCGUGUGUUGUGUGUGUCGCCACAGUGAAGGACACUUUGGGUACAAACGUUACUCCGUGUGACGAGCAACCACCGGACAGUGAAGCAUUAUUAGCAUUUUUAUUAUUUUCUCAUUUCUUUUGUGUUAAAGCAGAGGACCUUUCUGUUGUAUUACAAGUGAAUUCCUCAGUACCUGCAACUUUCCUGUACAUAUACUACGUAUACUAAGUCCUACUAUUAGUAACUGUACAUAGAAACACGGCCAAUAAUUUAUAGCUUUACUUUGAACAGCAAAACAAACGGUAUUUAUAUGUAAGUUUGUAAAUACAAUACUUUGAUACGGAGAA
Eriocheir sinensis (Chinese mitten crab) is the source of this 4446-nucleotide messenger RNA. RefSeq lists its product as uncharacterized. Gene Ontology annotation, cellular component: nucleoplasm; ribonucleoprotein complex. The transcript is spliced from 3 exons. The record is from RefSeq and is a predicted model, not a curated record. Gene Ontology annotation, molecular function: RNA binding. Lineage: Eukaryota; Metazoa; Arthropoda; Malacostraca; Decapoda; Varunidae. Gene Ontology annotation, biological process: regulation of RNA splicing. Bases 245 to 4027 code for a protein of 1260 amino acids.